AUGUACCUGUAUGUUAGACUGGACAGGGACCGGGAGGUGCUGUAUUAUUACCAGCGUAAACCCCCAGGAAACACUACUGGGACAGAGUGAAGACUGAGGGACCUGUGGACCAACUGACCAUUACCAUCACUGGUGUCUGCUGAUGUGUUUACCCAAAAGUCAACAAAGCCUAGUUUGAAAAUGGUAUGAACCAAGGAAGAGGCUCCACUCUGGUAGUGGUGAAUGGCAGGUGUAUGUUUAUAAUAGUAGAUGUGAUGUGUUUUACUCUUCUCAAUGGACAGUAAUUUCACAUGUAGAAAAAAUUGCUUGUAAUCUAGAAUCCAGACUAGUGUUUCUCAAUCUGUGGUUCAUAAACUGGCAGCGGUCCCUGAGGUGUUCCAGGGUGAUUUAGUAAGCUCUCGUGCUAGUUUCAAAUAAGCAACCAAAGCCUGUUGGUCCUGGAUAAAAAAAACAGUUAAGAAACACUGUCCUUUAUUGGUUAUUUUUGGUACAAUUGUGUGUCUGAGUUAUUAUGUAUGAGUCCCAAAGCCCACUGAUCGGAUUUUCCCCAUCGUUGAUGUCUCCCUAAAUCUUCCAUGUCCUCCAGCUACUGCGGUAACGCUGACCCCUUUUCACCCAGCCGUCAAGAAGCCGUGCCCAUCUGGUACUCUAAUUGGUUAGAGAUGAUCCUAUCGCUGAUGACUUUGUUUUGUACAACACCUCUCAUUUUGACGUCAUCACAAAUUACUUCAAUGAUGGCAGUCUCAGACUGAAGUAUGUAGCGAAUGAUACAGCAGUGGAAUAAUUCAGUUUGAGUCAUCAGACAAGCAGGUUACAUCUUUUGAGGGAGAAAACAGUCUUGUUAGUUAAAAUCUAAUUGAUUACUUGUUAAUAACUUUAUAUGAAUACACUCUUCUGAGGAAUGGUAUAAAACCUUUGUUUCUUUCUGCCUUCUGUUUUUUUAUGGCUUGACACUAGAGGGCUGUCUCUCCUCAAUAACUGAGUGAACUGGCAGCCAGAGUGUUGCUGGCUUCAAUAUCACAUGAGCUACUUUCCACUGUUGUGCCCUUCAGCAAGGCCCUUUUACCCUAGAUCUCCAGGGGCUGCUCCCAGCCUGUGAUGUGUGUCAAGUUGGGUAAUGUAACAGCAAAAAGAUCAAUAAAGGUAGUAUUGAAAAGUGAAAAUGAUCCAGUGGUCAUAUGGUGAUAUUACAGGAAAUGGUACCCUGCUGAAUGACAGAAUGAGUUGAAUAUUAAUCAUUUCCCCAGACAAAGUGCAGUACUAUUGUAGGCUACGACAAUACACCCAUUGACGCUAUGAUAACAUGAUUACACAUAUCUCAAAAAUAGAAUUAAAUUAAGGAUUGUUGUUUAGAUUAUGUGUAAUGUUCAGUACUGAUGGUUGAGGAGGGAGUGGUUGUUGAGAAGGGGCUUUGAGGACAUUGAUACCACUUCCUCUGUCUUUAAAAGUCAUAACGACAGAGAGACAGCAGUACCCAGGGGUUAAGUGAUGGAUAUGUUACUGCGCUGGUAUCUGCUGUUGAUCUGUCUCAGUGCAUCAACCACAGCAGCAGGUAAUAAGACAAACUGUGUUUUUUCUCACAUAAUUGAAUGUAGAAUCACCGGUUUGGGCUCUGUUAAGCCUUUUUGCACCAGGAGCAAAGUUUACACUAUGUGCAAAGUUUGCACCUGUUUUUUCAGAUGGGUAUUAAACAUUUGGAGACUAAAAUGACAUAGUAGGGUAUAGUGCCCUACUAUGUAUGUAGAUAUGUAUGUGGAUAAAAUACAAUUUGAGCUUUGUUUUUGGUGUUUAACCCUUUCUGGGGGGAAAACGGGUUCAGCCUUUCAGCUAUGAUGUUUUGUUUUGAGUAGCAAAAUCUUAAUCUAUGUAUUACACUGCAUCUCUGAAUCAUGGUUUACCUUUUCGUUCACCUCUUUUCUAUAGAAACCAUCCUUAGGGUGAAUACAGGGGCGCAGUUUACCAUGAAUUGCUCCACCACUCUAAAAGACCAGGAUGGAAUGUACCUGUAUGUUGGGCUGGACAAGGACAUUGAGGAGCUGUAUUACCAUCAGCAUGACUCCAAGAUGUCCACCCAGGAAAGGCUACUGGGACAGAGUGAAGACUGAGGGACCUGUGGACCAACUGACCAUCACCGUCAAUAACCUGACCAUAGAGGACACAGGAGUCUACUGGUGUGUUUACACAAAAUUAAAUAAAGCCACGUUUGAAAAUGAUAUCAAACAAGGCAGAGGCUCCACUCUGGUUGUG
Coregonus sp. 'balchen' is the source of this 2247-nucleotide messenger RNA. Lineage: Eukaryota; Metazoa; Chordata; Actinopteri; Salmoniformes; Salmonidae. The record is from the annotation of a GenBank genome assembly.